This is a messenger RNA of Periconia digitata, 1374 nucleotides long. Lineage: Eukaryota; Fungi; Ascomycota; Dothideomycetes; Pleosporales; Periconiaceae. The record is from the annotation of a GenBank genome assembly.
AUGGUCGCUCAAAAGCAGCCCGUCUACGUCCUAGGCGUAGGCAUGACCAAGUUUAUCAAGCCGCGGGGCAAAGUCGACUAUCCUGAGCUCGGUUUCGAGGCGGGAGUCAAGGCCAUGCUGGACGCACACAUCAACUACGACGAGGUGGACCAAGGCGUGGCUUGUUACUGUUACGGGGACAGUACCUGUGGCCAGCGUGUUUUCUACCAGUUUGGAAUGACUGGUAUUCCUGUUUACAAUGUCAACAACAAUUGCUCAACUGGCAGCACUGGCUUGUACAUGGGUCGCAACAUGAUUGCCCACGGUGCAGCUGACUGCGUGCUCGUCGUCGGCUUCGAGAAAAUGUUCCCCGGUAGCUUGCAGAGCUUCUUCCAGGAUCGUGCCAAUCCCACCGGGACUACCAAUCUCAUGUUGAAAGAGACGAGGGGUAUUACCAAGGCCCCCGGUGCAGCGCAAUUGUUUGGCAAUGCAGGCCGUGAGCACAUGGAGAAAUACGGCUCCACACUUGAGGACUUUGCAGAAAUUGGCCGCGUCAACCACGCCCACAGCAAAAACAACCCCUACUCGCAAUUUCAAGACGAAUAUACGCUGGAGCAAAUAGCAAAGUCACCCAUGAUUCACGAGCCCCUCACCAAACUCCAAUGCUGCCCAACCUCCGAUGGCUCCGCUGCGGCGGUUCUCGUCUCCCAAUCUUUUCUUGACGAGCGACCCCACCUCAAAUCGCAAGCCAUUCUCAUCGCUGGUCAAGCUAUGGCGACUGAUACCCCAGACCUGUUUCAGCGCUCAGCUAUCGACCUAGUCGGCUACGGCAUGAGCGAACUUGCUGCAAAGCAAGCGCUCAAAGAGGCCAGCGUCAAUCCAAAGGACGUCAAGGUCUGCGAACUCCACGAUUGCUUCUCGGCCAACGAGAUGGUGACCAUCGAGGCGCUCGGGCUGGCCGACAAGGGCAAAGCCCACGAACUCAUCCGCGCUGGCGGCAUCACAUACGGGGGCCAAGUCGUCAUCAAUCCUUCGGGCGGCCUCAUCUCAAAGGGACAUCCGCUCGGCGCAACCGGACUGGCUCAGUGUGCCGAACUUGUCUGGCACAUGCGUGGAUGGGCCAACAAUCGCUCCGUCAAGGACACGAGAGCUGCGCUGCAGCAUAAUCUCGGUCUUGGUGGCGCCGUCGUUGUCACCGUGUACAAGCGCGCCGAUGGCUCUGCUGCUACUGACGUGUCGGACGCUGACAUCGCAAAGACUACAGGUCUGGGAUAUAACCCUGCAGUGGUCGCAAAAGGUUUCACAAGAGAGCAGGUAGAUGCUGUUCGGAGUAGGAAAGCUAGGAGCGAGUGGGCGCUGCAGGAUACGCAGCAGAAGGUCGAGGCAAGAUUUUAG